GUUGAUGCAUUAACGCCUGUUAAAAUAGCUACUCUAGCUCUUCAAAAGCAGGACAUCAACCUCGGUGACUUCUAUGGAGUAUGGCUUAAAGCAUCCCAUGGUCUCCAGUCUAACGGUUCAAUUUUAGCUAAACAAAUUUUGAAAUCAAUGAAACAGCGUGAGGUGCUAUUAUUAAAAAAUCCAGUAUUUUUGGCAGCAAUUUUCCUUGAUCCACGGUAUCAAUGCAUGUUAAAUGAAUCUGACAAAAAUACUGGAAUUGAUCAUUUAGUUAAAACAUGGAAGUGUAUGAUUCAGAUACAAGAUGAUGUUUAUCAAACUGAUGAUGUCAAUAAUUCAGCUACAGCCAGUAAUAAUGUUGAUUCUCCUGAUAACACUACAGAAACAACUGAUGAUGGAUUUGAAUUGUUUUUGUCAUCACAAUCAUCUGUUUCGAGUAAUCGGAGUGACACAAAUAUCUCAAAUGAUAUAUCCAUUAGCUUGCAUAAUUUUAAAGAUGUCGAGCGUCUACAUUAUAAAACAAACAUACUUACAUUUUGGGAAUCCCAAAAACAUGAAAAGUCUGAUCUUUAUAAGUUAGCAAAUGUUGUUCUUGCUGUACCCGCUACUCAGGUUAGUGUUGAACGGAGUUUUAGUAGUGGAAUAAAGUUCAUAUUAUCUGAUCUACGUACAUCCUUAUCAGCCAAUUUAUUAGAUGCUAUAAUGAUUGUACGCUCAAACACAAAAUUUAUGAAAUAA
Messenger RNA from Acyrthosiphon pisum (pea aphid), 735 nucleotides. RefSeq lists its product as uncharacterized. Lineage: Eukaryota; Metazoa; Arthropoda; Insecta; Hemiptera; Aphididae. The annotation marks the transcript as partial. The transcript has 4 exons. Gene Ontology annotation, molecular function: protein dimerization activity. The record is from RefSeq and is a predicted model, not a curated record.